Molecule: messenger RNA, 741 nt
Organism: Arachis duranensis
Lineage: Eukaryota; Viridiplantae; Streptophyta; Magnoliopsida; Fabales; Fabaceae
Exons: 4
Coding region: 166-600 (144 amino acids)
Source: RefSeq, a predicted model, not a curated record
CUAUUCAAUAGUAACUCCUUUUUUCUUUUAAAUGUUUAUUUUAUGUCUUGCAACCAAGCUCAUUUUAAGUCUUUGUGAAAUAGAUUUCAGAGCAUGAUGAAGGUGCUCUCAAGUUUCUCAAAGAUAUCAAGUGGAGCAGGAUAGACAACCUAAAAGGUUGAAAAGAUGUUGAUUGGUUUUGCUUGCUUGACAGAUGUGGAAGAUAGUCUGGAAACAACAAUAGACGCCAUUAUAGAGGGUUGUAAUUAUUCAUGGGAAGGAAAUCAUGGAGGGAUAAGAAAAAAUCUUGAGGAUCCAUGCUUAGCUCCAUUUAAUGAGAUGAAAAGUUGGAGAGAGUCUGUACUCAUUGCACAAAGUGCUUGCCAGGAACUAGACAGUAUAUGUAAUGAAUAUAUUUGGACCAUACCAAUGUAUCGAGUAUCUCCAUCAGACGGUGGAUUCCGAGUUUUGGUGACCUUUAAAGGACCCGACUUCGAGUGUUCAUUGGGGGGUGACACUUGUUCCAAUCCUCGCGAAGUAAGAGACUCGGCUGCUGCAAGGAUGUUGGCUAACUUAAGAAGCAAGCAAAAAUCGGCUAGUGAUUUUGACUCCAAGGCAUAGAAUCAGCAAACUUUUUAGAUUUUUCUCUACCUUUGAUUUCUGUUUGGUGUAAGAAAAAUAAAAGUAGUUUUUAUUUUGCUGAUUUGACAAUUGAUGUGCCAUAUAUUAAGUAUAGCAGCUGAGUUUGUUGCUUAGUCCCAA